AUGGAAGCUCCCUACACCCUCAGACCCAAGGGUGUAGAAGUUACAAAUCAAUACCUAGAUCAAAAGCUACGAUUCUACGUGACGAAGCAUCAAGAUAACUGGAGUUCCCUGCUGCCCGCCCUCGACUUCGCCCAUAACUCGUCUUGGCACUCUUCCAUCGACAUGGCACCGUUAAAAGUAGCCCUAGGCCGAGAUAUCCGGAACCCCCUGUCACUGCCCCCGACUGACAAGACCGCUGCCACCGGACCCGCCGCCAGAGCUAGGGAACUUGUGCAGACCGCCCAGGAAACCCAGGAAGACGCCAGGAAUGCUGCCACCGCCGCUCAAGAACGUCAGAAGGAACAGGCUAAUAGGAAACGACGACCAACCGACUUUGCCAUCGGUGACCGAGUUUUUCUCAGCAGGAAAGGCUUCGCCACGAACGCUCCGACUACUCGGCUAGAUAACCAAUGGUCAGGUCCGUUCGUAAUCCUGGAAGAACGCGGUCAUAGCUACGCACUGCAGCUGCCCGAGUCGUACAAAAUGAAGAACCUAUUCCACGCCGACCGUCUUCGAAAAGCAGCCGAUAACCCCUUGCCCCAGCAGAUCCAGUCACCUCCGCCACCCGAGGAGAUCAACGGAGAACCCGAGUGGGAGGUUGAUCAAGUCCAGCAGUCUCGAGUAACCGGUAGGAGUCGACGACUGGAAUACCAGGUCUUAUGGAAGGGAUGUGACCCUGAUGAGACCUGGUACCCGGCUAGGAAUUUCCGUAACGCACCAAUGGCAUUGAAGAUUUUCCACGAUGAACAUCCGGACGCAGCAGGCCCACCCGUCAACCUGCAAUACUGGAUCGAAUGUGCUGCAGCGGAGGAGGGCUGCGAGGAACGAGACGAUGACGACACAGCAGAGAAAGCCGUGAAACCAAGAACCCGCCGCCACGACUGA
This is a messenger RNA of Hirsutella rhossiliensis, 924 nucleotides long. RefSeq names its product retrotransposon polyprotein. The transcript has a single exon. Gene Ontology annotation, molecular function: nucleic acid binding. Bases 1 to 924 code for a protein of 307 amino acids. The record is from RefSeq and is a predicted model, not a curated record. NCBI's taxonomy places the organism in Eukaryota, Fungi, Ascomycota, Sordariomycetes, Hypocreales, Ophiocordycipitaceae.